CUCAACCACCUCAUCAUGUCUGCCGGCUCGUCAGCGACGUCUAAUGGUCAGUUGCGCAAUCGAAAUGGUGAUGCGCAACCCGCCAAGAUCACUCCCACUGACGAGGGUAAGAAAGCCGACGAGCUCCUGGACAAACAUGACACUUUUGAGUUCGGAGGUCCUUGGGGUGUCACAGCCAUGAUGGUCGGGUUUCCCAUGCUGAUGUACUACCUAUGGAUCUGCCUCUGGUUUUAUGACGGGCAACUUGUCUUCCCCAAGUCAGUUGAUGGGAUCCACCCAUUCCUUCACGAGAUGUGGACCCAUGUUCGAGACGAUGCCAACCCCAACGUGUAUGCCUGGAAAGUCUAUAGCGGACUUAUUUUCUACCAGCUCUUUUUGGCUUGGGUCAUGCCCGGAUACCAGCAAGAGGGCCUUCCAGUCCCUUCGCUCGGAUACAAGACUCUCAUGUACAACUGCAAUGCCCUUUGGUCCAUUUAUGCUACCAUGAUAACGGCUGCUGCUCUUCACUACUAUCACAUAUUCCGCCUGACCGAAAUCAUCGACAACUAUGGCCACAUUAUGACUGUGGCAAUGAUUUGGGGCUUCGCUGUAUCUUUUGGCACGUACUUCUGGGCCGUUGCAAGGGGAGAGCAGAUGAGGAUGUCUGGGAACUUCAUAUAUGAUGUGUUCAUGGGUGCCGCACUCAAUCCCCGUAUUGGCCCAAUUGACCUAAAGAUGUGGGCCGAGGUUCGUAUUCCUUGGGUUAUAGUCUUUUUCCUGGCUAUUUCCGGCGCGUGUAAGCAGUACGAGCAAUACGGUUACGUCACUCCUAACAUGGCCUUCAUGUGUCUGGCUACUUGGUUUUACCUUAACGCAUGUGGUAAGGGCGAGGAGUGUAUUCCUCAGACCUGGGACAUGUACCACGAAAAAUGGGGAUUUAUGGUCAUCUUUUGGAACUUUGCUGGCGUCCCUUUCACCUACGUCUACUCUGUCGUCUAUAUGGCUUCACAUGAUCCCUCAAAAUACCAAUUCUCCACUCCGGUGUACGUUGCCCUGUAUUCGACUCUUUGCACGGCAUACUAUAUAUGGGAUACAGCCAUGUCUCAGAAGAGUCGCUUCAAAAUGCAAACGCAGGGUAAUUUCAAGUAUCGGUGGACGUUCCCUCAACUCCCGUGGGGUACAAUCGAAAAUCCUGAAUAUAUCCAGACGGCCCAUGGAAACCGCCUGCUCAUCAGUGGAUGGUGGCGAUACUCCCGCAAGCCUAAUUACGUGGCAGAUUGGGUUCAGAGCUUCACUUGGGGACUCGUCGUCGGUAAUGCCUCUCCCAUCCCAUACUUCUACUCUGUGUUCUUCAUCACUGUGCUCGUGCAUCGUUGUGGCCGUGACUUCGAGAGAUGCGCAAAGAAGUAUGGCAAGGAUUGGGAGCGGUACUGCGCGAUCGUCAAGUACAAGUUUAUUCCUGGAAUCUAUUGAUUGCUACAGAUACUCGAAUACCUUGAUAACCACUGCCUGUUUGCUACCCAUCACUCUACAUUAUGGGUGUCUUCAUGAAGACAGCAAUUCAUCAGAUUAUAUC
This is a messenger RNA of Heterobasidion irregulare TC 32-1, 1555 nucleotides long. RefSeq lists its product as uncharacterized. Gene Ontology annotation, cellular component: endoplasmic reticulum membrane. Gene Ontology annotation, biological process: ergosterol biosynthetic process. Lineage: Eukaryota; Fungi; Basidiomycota; Agaricomycetes; Russulales; Bondarzewiaceae. The transcript has 11 exons. The record is from RefSeq and is a predicted model, not a curated record. Bases 16 to 1452 code for a protein of 478 amino acids. Gene Ontology annotation, molecular function: Delta24(24-1) sterol reductase activity.